Messenger RNA from Lachnellula hyalina, 858 nucleotides. It is a transcript of the gene rlc1, whose product is annotated as Myosin regulatory light chain. Lineage: Eukaryota; Fungi; Ascomycota; Leotiomycetes; Helotiales; Lachnaceae. The transcript is spliced from 2 exons. The record is from RefSeq and is a predicted model, not a curated record. Gene Ontology annotation, cellular component: myosin II complex; cytoplasm. Gene Ontology annotation, biological process: actomyosin structure organization; mitotic cytokinesis. The annotation marks the transcript as partial. Gene Ontology annotation, molecular function: cytoskeletal motor regulator activity; calcium ion binding; myosin heavy chain binding.
UCAACCCCCUACAAGCCUUCCCCCCUCUCCUACGGCUCUCCAAGAGCUUCACCCUUCCGCCGUCCUGAAUCCCCUGCCUCACCUUCUCCCCUCCGACAGUCAACACCAAACCCCUCACCCACCAAGAUGGCCGCUUCAACCACUCCCUCGCGUCUAGCCCAGCAACAGCAAAUAUCUACACCCCCAGAACCAGAACAAUGGACACCGCGAGGACUGGUAGCAUCAGCAGGCAGGCGAGAUCGAGAUUUAAGUCCGACGCCUGCUAGCAAAAACAGUCCAGGUUUCGGCGGCAUGCUCACGAACCGCGCGGCGGCGAAUGAUGGGAAUGCGCUUGCAAAAUUGCAGCCAGCGCAAGUGAGGGAGUUGAGAGAGGGAUUUCAGAUUCUGGAUCGCGAUAGUGAUGGGCAGGUGGGACGAGAGGAUGUUGCUGAUAUGUUGACGCAAUUGGGGCUUUCAGCAAACUCGUCAGACAUAACAAAUUUCUUUCCCCCUUCAACACCACAGACUGUUACGCUGCCUGCGUAUCUCAAUUCCCUAGCUAGUCUCCUUGCCGCCCUGUCGCCUUCCUCGGAACUCCUUUCUGCUUUCUCGGCGUUCGAUGAGGAUGAUAGUGGACAAAUUGAUUUAGCUGAACUUCGUGAUGGAUUAUUACAUACAGCGCCGGAACCGGGAGAGAAGCCUUUGACUGAGAGGGAGAUUGAUAGGGUCAUGAGUGGAUUUACUGGCAGGAGAGCAUUUGGGAAACAUAGUGGUAAUGGCAUGGGGAAACGGGGUGAGGUUUUCAAGUAUCAGGAGUUUGUGUCUAGUGUUCAGGGUGGCGCAAGUGUUGAUGGAAAGGAGAAGGGUAGUGAGGAGUGA